CUAUUCAUUUCCUUUCAAUACCUCGUUGUGUUCUUAAUGGUCGGCCGGUACUUGUAUAUGCCUGCAAAGUUUCAAAUUACAUUGAUCUCUUUGUCUCAUUGAUCUUGAUAAAUAAAAAAAUUUUCCUAUUGAUUUAGACACUGUUCCUGUGAAGUGAAGAGUUCAUCUUCAAGAUGGCAAAUCCAUUAGAUUUUUUUGAUGGUACCAAAAUAAUGAAGCCUUGGAAGAUACAUCGAAGUGCUCGAAAACGAUCACCAGUUUCGAGAGGUAUUGGAAAUUGUUCAUUGAGUGGUAGUAUGCAAUCACUUGCUCCUACAAUCGACAGUGGGACUGAUUAUGUUGAAGAAUACAUUCAAAAAGAACGCGAUCAAAUUUUUGAGGCUUCAAAGUUCUUUCGCAAUGAUGAAAGUAGUUUUGAACAAGUGUCAAUAGCAACAGAACAAACGCCUGCUGAUGAUGAAAAGACUGAAGAACUUUUACGUCUCUACAAAACUUACAAUUUAGCUUAUACACCAAAGGCAAAUAUGACAAUUAAAACAAAACAAGAAAAAAUAGUUACUACUAUUGCUGCCGAACCAGUAACCAUAAUUCAGGGACCAACCGGUUGCGGUAAAACAACUCAAGUACCUCAAUUCAUUAUGGAUUAUUGUUUCAAAAGGAAACAACCCUGUAAUAUUAUAGUGACACAGCCACGAAGAAUCGCUGCUUUGAGUAUUGCUAAACGUGUUAGCGAGGAACGAGAUUGGCCAUUGGGUUCAAUUGUAGGAUACAAAGUUGGUUUGUCGAGUAAUGUAUCAGCAGAUACUCGAUUAACUUACUGUACAACUGGUGUACUGCUUCAAAGGUUAAUUACUACGAAAACGCUAACUGAUUUCACACACAUAAUUGUCGAUGAAAUUCACGAACGUGAUCAAGAUAUGGAUUUUUUAUUACUUGUAAUUCGGAAGCUUUUAUAUUUAAAUUCACACAAAGUCAAGAUAAUACUGAUGUCCGCAACUUUUGAUGUUCAUAAAUUUGAAAACUAUUUUUCAUCUUAUGUAGGAAACACAUUGACACCAGCUACAACAAUUGAUGUUGCUAAGAGUAAUUAUUUUCAAAUCAAAGAGUACUAUCUUGAUGAUUUACUUUCAUUAAGACCAAUACCAGAAGUGAAACUGUCAGAGCCCAAAGUGACACAAGAAAUGAUGGAAUUUGCCUGUCGGCUAAUGGGAAUAAUGGAUGAAAUUGACAAGAAUUCAGAAAGUACGAGUGCAAGUACAGAUUUUCAUCGACCAGGAAUUUUGGUAUUUUUACCAGGUAUUCAUGAAAUUGAAGAAAUGCACAAUUACAUGGAAAGUCCAAAGCUACAAAAAUGCAAGUGGGACAUUGUCGUUCUUCACUCAUCAAUCACAAAUGAAGAGCAGCAAAAAGUAUUUACAUUACCGCCUAAAGAUUAUCGUCGGGUUAUUUUAUCAACCAACAUUGCUGAAAGUAGUAUUACUGUCUCAGACAUUAAAUACGUAAUAGAUUUUUGCUUGACUAAGCAGCUGACAACAGAUCCACACACCAAUUACCAGUGCUUAGAACUCACGUGGGCCAGUAAGUCUAAUUGUAAACAACGAGCUGGUAGAACUGGUCGUGUCAUGGAUGGAAGAGUUUACCGACUGGUGCCGAAACAAUUUUACGAUAAAUUGCCGGCUGAAUGUUCACCGGAAAUAGUUAGAGCACCGCUUGAACAAGUUGUUCUACGAUCUAAGAUAAUUGAUCUUGGAUCACCUAAAGCUCUGCUGGCACUCGCACUAGACCCGCCUGAUUUAUCAAAUCUUGCUCGUACAGUAUUGUUGCUUAAAGAAGCCGGAGGAUUGGUUGGUUAUGAAGACGAUAAUUUAGAUGGAGAGUUAACGGAUCUCGGUCGCAUUAUGGCUUCACUUCCUAUGGACAUUCACAUUGGAAAGAUGAUUGUACUUGGUCAUUUGUUUAGCGUACUGAGAGAAGCAAUUAUCAUUGGUGCAAGUAUGGCUGUGAAAAACAUGUUUAGUUCGCCAUUUCAACUUAAACUUAAGUCUUAUGAUGCCAAAUUGAUGUGGUCACAGUACACGUACAGUGAUGCUAUUGCUUUUUUAAACGCUUUCAAUGUAUGGAUGCGUGAGAAGACAUCAGGUCGUAUUAAAACUGACAGAGACGAAAAAGCCUGGGCACGUACAAACUGCUUGCAAGUAAGAGUACUGCGUGAAGUUGAUGCCAUGGUCAAAGAUAUAACACAGAGAUUAGGAAAAAUGGGUAUCAAAGAGACGUUUGGUGCUAAAAAAGUUAAUUUAAUUGAUCAAGAACGUUAUUUCGUAUUGAAAUUAGUAAUUGCAGGUGGAUUUUAUCCCCAUUACUUUGUAACGCACUCGCAGAACGAUGAAAGUAAUGCUAUGAAAUUACUUGGCGGACUGGAUCCUAUUAAAACGGUUUAUUUACAAGGAUGGCCUUUUGAUCAACCAGGGCCACUUUACGCGCGACAUUUACAACAGGCAUUUAAAAUAUGUUCAAGCUACAGUUCUGAAAAUGUUAAAGUACAGUUUGAUAAUUCUAAUCGUGUCUUUAUACAUUUUAAUAAAAGGGAAAUUGAUGACAAUCAAGAUGCUAGUAAAGGACCUGGACAAAUUCCACUAGCUAUUUACCGUGCAUUGAAAAUGCGUUGUGUUUGUCCAAAAGUUGAGAUACCUGUGCUCAAAUCCGAAGAAUCAAAUCUUCUAGCUGAAAAACUUGGAAUCCAUAAACCAGCACCAACUAAUAUUAUCAGUAAUAAGUUUGUAUCUACUGAAUUACCGACAAGUGGAGUACGGCCACAAUUACCUAAAUUAGAUGAAACCGAAUUAACAAUUUCGGUAUGUCGAUACUUGGAUCCAGGACAUUUUUGGGCUCAUCAUAAAUGCACGCAAACAGUACAGCAUAAUUCAGUGAUAAAAACUUGUAUCGAAGAAAUGAACCCGCAACAGAAUUUAAAAGCGCCAACUUCACCGCCUGCUAUUGGAUCUAUAGUUUUAGCUCCAUGGGUAACAAAAACCAAGCAAGUUAAUUAUUGUCGUGCUGAAAUUCAGUCAGUGUCUAUGAAAUCGAAACAAAAUAAAUUUGUUCAAGUUUUUUUCGUAGAUUAUGGAUUUGACCAACGUAUUGCUCUUCACGAUUUACGUCUUCUGCCUGAUGAUAAUCAAAUUGCCAAUUUACCAGCUCUCGCAUUAGAAUGCGUCCUCGCAAAUAUUCAGCCAUCUGUUUCGAACAACUUGACUGGCAAUUGGUCUAAAGAAGCUAUUCAAUCAUUCCAGGACCUUUUGAAACGUUCAAUCGAACAACGAGUUGAAAUUUAUUCCGUUGUCAACAGUGUUGUAUCGUUGAAUUUAAUUUGCGUCACUGAACACGGGGAAAAAAUAAAUGUAGGAAAUUAUUUGAUCAAGAAAGGUUACGCUGAUUAUCGUGAAGAAAAUUUCCUGUCAAAAUCAAAUCAUGAAUUGCGACAACAAGUUAAAGAAUUUUCGGCUGGCGUUAAGCUCUAUCACGAACGGAUGCAGUACAAUCAGAGCAGUAUCAUUGAUGUUUAUCCUGAACCUCCACCCGAAAGUGAAUGUUCUAACUCUGUGAAAUUGCGAGGGCCUUUUUCACCUCUGGAAGUUGAGGUAUCCAGUUUAACAGUUGCUGGAAUAGGACGUAAAGUAAAUAUCAGUGACACAUCCGUUAAUUCAAUAAUAUUAGAUGACAAUCCUGUGGAUCCUCAACCGAAGUUACUAAUUGCUGGUUCAAUUAAUGAAAGUGCUAUUAAUCAUAAUCUGACAUUAUACAAUACGACACUGAUGCCAAGUAUUCCAGGGUUGAUUCCAUUGCUGUGUUUGAUAUUCGCGCCGCAAAUUGAGCUCAGGCGUAAUUCAUAUGGCACUCAGUAUAUUGGUGCUCUUUGUGGUUUAGGAUACGACGAAAAAACCCAGGAUAGCCUUUUUCCAGAGCAUGACAUGCCAAUACCAUUCGAUGUUGAAAUAACAAUGGAUGAUUUACAACUUAUUAAUCAAUUGCGACAUUAUAUGAAUGCUGCUAUUCUUUACGAUGAAAGUAACCAGGAAGUUGAUGAAGAUACUUUACAAUGUCAACAUCGAAUUAAAGAUAUUCUUUUUAAAAUAAUUUACCAGAAACGUAAACCAAUUAAAUCGGAAGUCGACUUGGAUCGUACACGCUGGUGUCGCUAUGAAAAAGAAUUAUUUUUAAAACCUGGAGCUAUUGCUUCUGCAAAACCAGGUGUCUUUAAUCUUCACUUGGCAUUGGAGUUGAACGAAAAAAAUGAAUUUAAAGAAACGAUGAAUGAACAUUUGGCUGAAUUGAAGUCGUUGGCAUCAAUGAGUUACCGUGACCAUCUUGGAGAAGCUAUUGAGUGUAAGUUGUGUAGAAUAAUAGUAUAUGGAAUAUCUAAUCUGCGUAAUCAUAUUAGUUCAGAAGAACAUCAUCAACGAGAAAAUUUAAUUAAAUAAUUUUUUCUUUUCAUUUCACUUUUUCUUAUAUUAAUUUAAAUUAUUAACUUUUAUUUUAUUUAUCUCGUAAUGUAAUAGACCUAUUACCCGAUUAGGAAACUAGUACCCGAUCCCUUCAUGAAUUUGUUUGUAUAUUUAGUAAUUAUAUAUAUACAAAUACAUGAGUGAUCGACUGCUAGUUACCUGAUCGGAUACUGAGUCUCUUAUCUUAUACUAAAUUAUUGAGAUCAUUUUUCUUUACAUUUUUUUAUUUUACUUUACUGAUUUAAAUAAAAGUUUGAAGUUUAUUUAGAGCUCAGAUGUAAAAAAAAACUUCUGUUAUAUCUAAUGUCGUGAUACUUUUUUCACUAAAAAGUUGAUGUAUAAUUAAGUUCUAUUGUAUUAAUUAAUACUAUUGACAUAAAAUUAUUGCAAUUACUUAUUAUUUCGUGCGAUUAUUGAAAUAUAUAUAAAUAUAUAUAUUAAAUAAAAGUCGGUGAUGAAAAAAAAUCAUGGAAAA
This is a messenger RNA of Microplitis demolitor, 4977 nucleotides long. It is a transcript of the gene spn-E, whose product is annotated as probable ATP-dependent RNA helicase spindle-E. Gene Ontology annotation, molecular function: ATP binding; RNA binding. The transcript is spliced from 4 exons. Gene Ontology annotation, cellular component: intracellular anatomical structure. Bases 174 to 4478 code for a protein of 1434 amino acids. NCBI's taxonomy places the organism in Eukaryota, Metazoa, Arthropoda, Insecta, Hymenoptera, Braconidae. The record is from RefSeq and is a predicted model, not a curated record.